Messenger RNA from Lethenteron reissneri (Far Eastern brook lamprey), 848 nucleotides. Its product is annotated as apolipoprotein C-III-like. Lineage: Eukaryota; Metazoa; Chordata; Hyperoartia; Petromyzontiformes; Petromyzontidae. The record is from RefSeq and is a predicted model, not a curated record.
UAUAAAACCAGGAGCCCAGCGUCCGUGUCACUCACUCUUGCGCUGCGUUCAUAAAGUCCGCAAGACACCUCGCACACCCCGGCCCUCUCCUCGAUCAGAUCAAGAUGCAGAUGAAGGUGGUCGCCGUGGCCGUGGUCCUCGUGUCCAUGUUCGUCUGGGCCGAGGCACGCUACGCCUGGGAUGAGAACGUGCAGGCAGAAGAACCUGACCAGGUGGGCCAGGUGCGCGACUUACUGAUCUCAUUAAUGCGCUCGCUGACCGACAAGGCACAGGAGGGCAUCACCCAAGUGCAGAACAACGAGCUCGCCCAGCAGGCCGGACAACAACUGAAGGAUGGUGCUGAUGCUGUGACCCAGUACAGCCGUGAUUUCCUCUCCAAGCUCUCAGAGUUCUGGUCAACACUGGGCAAGCAGUAGAGAUGAUACCGCAUUGAAACUACACAAUGCCCACACACAAAUGCAGCACGCAUCUCAACCACGGCUUUCAUGUACGCACGCACGCACCCACGUAACAGCGACACGGUGAAAACACGAACGCAGGCAAGUCUUUUGACACCUGACUCUUCCCCAGUGGAAAGCCUUGAUCCCAGUCGACACGUGUUUCGCAAGCAUGCGAGCAUCUGCACGGAUAUGGUUCGGACCCAACAUACAAACAGUCCAGAAGAAGAAAUACAAUGUUGUUGUUGUUGUUGCGAAAGUGUACGGUUAUCCGUUAUAACAAACAUUGAGCUUUCACGCUAAUGAGCGAAUGUUUUAAUUAAACACAUUUCUAAAACGUCUCUACAAUUUGUACUCAUUUAGGUCACGGACACAUGGACGUAAUCGUUUAUUAAUAAAGUUUGAAAUGUU